GCAAUUUGGCCAGUUAUGAUCGGGGGUCAACCACCGGAAUUUGACAGUAAACCAAUUAAUGUAACAGCCAUUAAAGGACAACCAGCGGUCUUACCGUGUACAGUAAUUAACAAGAAUGAUUAUCUGAUUGUCUGGAUGAACCCUCGGAGGACGUUGUUAAGUUCAGAUGAUCGCCGAGUGAUUGACGACACGAGGAUGAGUAUUGAACGUCCGUUCGUCCGCGACUGGAAUCUACACAUUCGGCAUGUUCAAGUACACGAUGAUGGCGAAUACACGUGUCAAAUAAAUACAGAUCCAAUACAAAUAAAGCGAAUUCUACUAAAAGUUCAAGUGCCUGCAGAAAUAGACAAUACAAGUUCGAGCGUCGACACAACAGUCCGGGAGGGACAGACAGUUAAGCUACAGUGUGUUGCUACAGGGAUACCGGAACCUUCAAUCAGUUGGUACAGGAACACUUUACAAACAAACCAAGAGAAAGAACAUGUUGGCCAUACGGGAGAGAUUCUAAUUAUUCAUAAUAUAUCUCGAUAUUGUGGAGGACAAUACGAGUGUCAGGCCAGUAACAAUAUCGCUCAACCCGUGCAUCGUGUGAUGAAUGUAGAGGUGGAAUUUCCACCGGAAGUGACGUUUAAAACUAAGAAAAUCAGCCAACCAAUAGGCAAGGAAGGCAUGCUUGAAUGUUUAAUUGCUGCAUUUCCACAUGGUGUGGGGUCAUGGAGUAAAAAUGGCAAACCUGUAGGAGAAAUGGCAAAUGACAAUAGAAAAUAUACAACAUACGUGUAUAAGGAGGACCAUUUCACAUAUGCUAUAUAUCUAAGUAUAAUCAAUUUAGAGGAACAUGACUUUGGAUUGUACACUUGUGAGGCCUCUAAUGCUUUAGGAACAGACAGUGAUACUAUUUUAUUAUCUGAAUAUUUCGAGCCUACUCCACCACCUACCACAAUACCACGUGACCCUUUUCAACCAUCACGUCAACCGCCACUAGUUGUAGGUGUAGGUCAUCGAGAUAACGAUAAUAUACCAGACUCUGACGGUAAUUUUAUUAUUGGUAAAAUACAGACAGGUAACCCGCAUAAAGCAGGAAUUAUUGGAGUAGGAGAGGGAUACAAAUCAUCAAGUGACUCUUCCAUUAUAAAGCAGACGACAACGUUAUUACGAGUACAAACAGUCGUUUUUGUGACUAUUUUCAUUUUACGUGAAUUAUUUCCCUCUUGACAUGCAUGUAGCUACAUUAGCUACACGAAACGAGUUGACAUUCCAUUUAGUUGCAAUAAUCAAAUUAUAUCAUUCUGAUCCAUUGACAUUGAUAGAAAUGAAAAAAAGGAGAUGCUGUGUAAAAAGUUGAAAUUUGUAAAAAAAUGGAAAAGUUGAAUAUUUACACACCACAUGUUAUCUUCGUCAAGUGCUUCAAAUUGAUUUAUUUGAUCACCAUACUGCAAUGUCUUGUUGAUAGAAACACACAUAGAUUAAUUUCUUUCAAAUGAUAUUUGUUUGAAGGAUUUUAUAAUGUGUAUUUAUAACUUAAUAAUUGACAAUUUUUGUGAUAAUAAAUAUAUUCAUUUUUUUCUGAUAAAAUUGUUGUGAUAGAUGGAAUAAUAGUUGUUUGUUGGAAGAAGUGAGUGUAUGUACUAUGAUAUCACGAUCUUGAUUAUUAUGAAUUUAUAGAAAGUGGAACUAAUUGUUCAAAUUUGUAACAUACUGUUUUUAAAGAACUGCCAUAUCUUUUUAAAAGAAAGGACCAAUUUAAUUCCACCAAUUAUAAAGAAUGCAGCUUACAAAACAUGGAUUGCGCAUUAUUUUAUUCUAGUUAAAAGAAAUCCGUAAGAAUUUCAUAGAGUUCAAUAAAUUGGGACAGUAAAAGUAUUUUACGGAAGGGGGAGCAUAGUAUUUCUUUAAAUUAUAUUCACAUGUCUUAAAAGUAAUGUUUUUAUAGCUGAUCAUGGUGUUAAUAUAUUUGAACUCAGCCUGUCAAUUAAAUAUAUUUAUCUGCAGAAGAAAAAACCAAACAACAACAUCUGUUUAUGGAAAUAAAAUAUGAGGCAUCACAUUAUUCAAUUAUUUGUUAGAACGAUGAGUCUAGAUCAAUGAAAAAGAAUGCUUUUCUCCCUUGCUAGUCACAUACACAGCUUUAUGACCAUUUCAUCUUUCUGUUUUGGCAUAAAUUAUGCUAUAUACUAAAAACUUUUGCAUAUAUUAUUAGAGAAAUAAUAUAAGCAUUUGAAAGAAUAAUUGAAUGUCUGUAUGUAAACAGGUUGUAUAUAUUUUCAAUAAUUAUGUUGGUAUUUUGUAUUCAAUUUGGUAUCAGAGACGUUUGAUACUUUUUACGUAGAUACAUGUAAUUUGAUAUGAAUUUUGAUUUAUAGAAAUAUUAUUUAAGUGUGUUAUUUGUUUAUUUUUUGAUUUAAAUUUUAUUAUUCUUUACUAAGUGUUACCUUAUCACCAUUUAUCUGAAUCGCACAAGAUCAUAUGAAUGUAUGGUUGUAGGUAAGAACAUAGACAAAAUUCAACAUGAUCAUACUGUAUUAUCUUAAUACAUAAUUCUGUAUAACUGUUAUAUGUUAUUGUCAAGAAAAAUACUGAAUAUAUAUCAAAACUCAAUCUAGUCUACAUAUAAUUCAAUAUUGUACAGAGUGGUUAGUAAUAACCAAUUUUAUUUUAAUGUUUUGACGGAGAUAUAUUUAUUGUAAUGUAUCAUUUUUAUAAAUGUAAAUUUCUGUACACUCAUUGAUUAAUAGCAUUGCUAUGAUUGAUUAAGAGAGUGUUUGAUUUACUACAGUAUGAAUGCAUUGUUUGACCUGAUAUAUAAAUAUGUGAAUAUAUGAUCAAAUAUGAAUAUAUGUAUACACUGACAGGAUAAUCAAAACAUGUUUUAAUCAAUUGUGAAUAAAGAUAAUAUAAACGA
Molecule: messenger RNA, 2902 nt
Organism: Ruditapes philippinarum (Manila clam)
Lineage: Eukaryota; Metazoa; Mollusca; Bivalvia; Venerida; Veneridae
Product: neurotrimin-like
Exons: 7
Coding region: 16-1215 (399 amino acids)
Cellular component (GO): neuron projection
Source: RefSeq, a predicted model, not a curated record